CACUGACACACCACACAUUCAAGAUGAAACUUGCCGCAUUAACUAGAUAUACUUAUAUCUUCAUCUUCUUCGAUAUCGCUCUAUUGGCUGCUGCAAUCUUUACUCUCUUAAUCGUCUUACGUUGGAAACAUCUUCUGCAUUCAGCACCUUUACCAAAUCGACAUCUGAUCACUCGUUUAACUCUAUCCACUAACUUUGUCCAUGCCGGUCACAUCUUUUCAAUAGCUACUUUUAUCGCGUUCAUCAUCUCACUCUGGCCAUUAUUAACAAGACCAACUCGAGACAAUGCAGCCACAAGACCAGUAGCGAUCCACAUGUUAUUCAUCCUAUUCGUCUUUCUUUUAACAAUGGGAGCCGCUACAACCAUCUGGUUCACAACCCUUCGAAUCCGUUCACUCUUCACACCCGUUUGGAUUGAACAGCCUUUGAAUAUCAAAUUGUAUUUACAAGACUCGUUACAAUGUUGUGGAUGGUUUAAUGCUACUGCUGCGGGAUUGUUUGAACCAGAACUAAGGACUGGGUUUUGUUCGGAUCCGGAAACAAUUCCUAAGGAUCCUGAUCCUAAUGUUUCAAUUGGUUGUGUGGGACCUUUUACAAACAAAGCAGAUGAUCUUUUCAAUAACACAUUCACCACUCUUUAUGGUUUCACUAUACUUGAGCUUGGUUUGUUUUUGACUGCUGCUUGUAUUGCAAACUUACGCAUCCAGAAGAAAAGGUUUCUGAGAAUCGAUUAUAAGUUAAUCACAGGUGGUAAAGGAGGAUUUGUAUAAGAAUCGUAAAUAUUUAUAUAUCUUUUUUUUUGGUUUUGCUUUUAUAUAACUCAGAUUUUUAUUUCCACAAAUCAAUGUUUUCUUUUUGGUAUCUUCUCAUGCAUAUUACUUUUUGAUGUAACUUCUUUCUUUCUUUGGAAACCACUUUGCUCAUCUUACUGCCAUUGCCAAUCAUAUCACUUUCUUUUUUAUUUAUUUAUUCUUUUAUUCUCUAUGUGUUUCUGAUUGAUUUAGAUUCAUGAUUUAUAAGAUAAUAACGAAUUCUCGAAGCAACAUUUUUCAUC
Molecule: messenger RNA, 1054 nt
Organism: Melampsora larici-populina 98AG31
Lineage: Eukaryota; Fungi; Basidiomycota; Pucciniomycetes; Pucciniales; Melampsoraceae
Exons: 4
Coding region: 24-770 (248 amino acids)
Source: RefSeq, a predicted model, not a curated record